Messenger RNA from Kluyveromyces marxianus DMKU3-1042, 2220 nucleotides. It is a transcript of the gene FRE4, whose product is annotated as ferric reductase family protein. Gene Ontology annotation, cellular component: plasma membrane. Gene Ontology annotation, molecular function: ferric-chelate reductase activity. The record is from RefSeq and is a predicted model, not a curated record. Bases 1 to 2220 code for a protein of 739 amino acids. Lineage: Eukaryota; Fungi; Ascomycota; Saccharomycetes; Saccharomycetales; Saccharomycetaceae. Gene Ontology annotation, biological process: intracellular iron ion homeostasis; copper ion import; iron ion transport. The transcript has a single exon.
AUGCAUGCUAAAUCUUUCUUUUUGGCAUUGUUGUUCUUGACAAGCUGGUGUGACGCCAGGAAGUAUACUUUUUACAACAAAGAAAGAAGUGUUUACCAGGGAUGCUUGGAUAGUUUACGGGCGUAUACAUUUUCUGAUGAUGGUCCUGCAACAAGAUCGAGAUCUACGAAUUGUAACCCAAACAAAGAUAGGUUUUUGUCUUGGGUCAUCUGCAAUUUUGAUCAUCAGAGUCCUAAAGACCUAGACAAAGGUUUAGAAAGAAUUGUCAGCACUUGUAAAAGGUCUAAACCGCCCUAUAGACACACGGUGAAAGGUUUGCACGAGCUUUAUGAAAAAUCUCACUCAUCUGCAAUAGAUAUCGAUUCCGAUCCUUCAUUCAAUCCACAUGUGAAUCUAACAACGCCGGUCAUUCCACCAAGAAAAAGAGUAAAUUUGUUAAUAAGAGCCUACUAUAGCAGGGGAAAAUCACAAAGCCACGCCAGAUUAUACGGCGGGGCAAUAUUUAUUUACUUUGCUGGAUGUAUGCUGAUCGGUGGUAUUGUUACUUGGUCGAGAAUUUUAUUCCCAUCGGUAGUCCAAAGAUUUGUAGGCCCGAAGAUCAAUGCAUUUAGAAGAAUGUUCACAAUUCCACCUCUGAACAAGAGACACACUGCAAACUUGAGUUGGAAGAAUUGGAUCAUUGGACUUGUGCCAACUAGAGCACAGACAUAUGUGCUGUUUGGAUAUUUCGCCUUAAAUAUCAUUUUGAGUUGUAUUGACUACGAUAUAUUCCCAAAUAAUUCUUACAACACAAGAGCGAAGCACCAAGUGGCUACCCAAACGGCAAACCUGGUCCAAUAUAGGACUGGAGUCAUCUCCACCAUUCAUACACCGGUUGUCUUUUUGUUAUCUGGAAGAAACAAUUUGCUGCUAUAUCUAACCGGAUGGCCAUACGAGACGUUCUUGGUGUAUCACAAAUGGAUUGCUAGGGGCAUGUGGAUACAUGCGUUAGUUCAUGCUGCAGCUUACACCUGGCUUGAAAUCGAUGACCUUUCACGCAUGUGGCAGCGGCAAUACUGGUACUGGGGCUCCAUUUCCGUUAUAGUUGGCGGCCUCAUGCUGUUCCAGGCCGCUUCUUACUUCCGAGUCAAAUGGUAUGAGAUAUUCAAAACCAUCCACUUCCUAUUUUCAGCCUUGUAUAUUGCAGGUUUGUGGUACCAUCUAAGAAUCUUCAAUGGGUUGUGGAUGGAGUAUGUGUACGCUGCUAUUGGCCUAUGGUGCGGUGAUCAUUUCUUGAGGAUAUGCAGAGUGUUGUGGUUUGGUGUUUUCAAACGAGCAGAGUGUCAAUUAUUCGAAGAAGACGGCACAAUAAAGAUCAAAAUCCCAAAAACCUCAUACUGGAAACCAUUCCCGGGCGCCUUCGUUUAUAUAUACUUCCUCAGGCCAUACGGAUUCUGGCAGUCCCAUCCCUUCACCAUCCUGUUUCACGACAAAGAUGCCAACGAUGACAACAUCUACAUCUACAUGAAGGCAAAAGAAGGACUCACAAAGUCAUUGGCCAAAAGUCUAGCCAAAACUUGUGAAAAGAAAAUGAGCAUCCGUGUUUUCGUGGAAGGGCCCUAUGGAUUUGAGGCCCCAUUGACCAAAUACAAAAACCGUCUUAUCAUUACAGGCGGUAACGGUAUGCCAACAGGGUACUCUAACUACUGCGCCCUAACAAGAUCCAUCACUCCAAGCUCUCCAGAAACGGUCAAGUGGGUCUGGAUUAUCAGAGACCAAGAACCGUUAAAAUGGUUCAGAAAGGAACUCCUCAGAGUACAAGACAGACUUGGUGAAAUUGAUGUAUACAUUACCCGAUUGGAUUCCAAAGAUCACGUCAUCCCAGUCUCUUCAAACGAACUCGCAGACUCCUCCGACCAGGAAAACGUAUCCUCUGAUAAGAAGGUGAUAGUCUCUUCUAACGAAACCACUCAAGAAAACUCAUCUGACACUGACACGACUGACACUGCUGACACAUUAUGUCUAUUCAAAGAACUAAAACAUGUUAAUAUCUACUAUGGAAGACCAGAUAUUCAGACCCUGCUCAUUUCGGAGAUACAAAACAACUCCAACAACUCAACCGCCAUUCUCAGCUGCGGUCCUCCUAAAAUGAACGACGAAAUAAGAACUACCAUUGCCAAAAAUCUUGACAUGUCAUCAUCCAGAAUAGACUACUUUGAGGAGGCGCAGGUUUGGUCAUAA